CUGAUGACAGAAGCAGCCCAGGUGUGAGCUUCAAAAGGUGUUUGCCAUAGACUAACACACCUGAGCAGGUCGAGCUUGUGAUUGUAGGUGUGAGUCAUCAUGGGCAAUACAGUGUCCUGCUGCGUGUCCCCCAGUGGGAGCCCCAAACUACCCCGGCAGGUGGAGCGUCUGGAGGACUACCAGAACAACACAGACAUCAGCGAUGACACUGGUCCAUACCUGCAGCACAUCAGUGACCGGGAGGUGCCGGAUGAUUUGGCUUUAGAAUCCAACCCCUCAGAUCAUGCCCGCGCCAGCACCAUCUUCCUUAGCAAGUCACAGACAGAUGUACGGGAUAGGAGGAAAAGCAAUCACAUAAACCAUGUCUCACCUGGUCUGCUUUCAAAGAAGUAUAGCUCCUGUUCUACGAUAUUCAUCGAUGACAGUACUGUUAGCCAACCCAACCUGAAAAGCACAAUCAAAUGUGUCACAUUAGCAAUAUAUUAUCACAUUAAAAACAGGGACUCUGAUAGAUCAUUAGACAUCUUCGAUGAAAAAAUGCACCCCUUAUCGAGGGAGCAGGUUCCUGACGAUUACUCCCGCACAGACCCUGAACACAAACUCAUCUAUCGAUUCGUCCGGACUCUGUUUAGUGCAGCGCAGCUCACGGCGGAGUGUGCAAUCGUUACACUGGUAUAUCUGGAGAGGCUGUUGACGUACGCCGAGCUGGACAUUUGCCCAUCUAACUGGAAGAGGAUUGUUCUGGGAGCCAUCCUGCUGGCCUCUAAAGUCUGGGACGAUCAGGCCGUGUGGAACGUCGACUACUGUCAGAUCCUCAAAGACAUCACUGUGGAGGACAUGAAUGAGAUGGAAAGACAUUUUCUAGAGCUGCUGCAGUUUAACAUUAACGUACCGGCCAGCGUCUACGCCAAGUAUUACUUUGACCUGCGCUCUUUAGCAGACGACAACAACCUGAGCUUUCCUCUGGAGCCGUUGAGCAAUGAACGAGCUCAGAAAUUAGAGGCAAUCUCGAGACUGUGUGAGGAUAAGUACAAAGAUCUGAGCAGAGUGGCCAUGAGGAGAUCAUUCAGCGCAGACAACCUAGUGGGCAUCCGCCGAUCCAAUGCCGUUCUUUCAUAAAAGCUUUUUCUCGGAACAUUCGCCACUCCCAAGACGGAGCUCAACGGACAAAACUUGUUCUCUCUCCCCACCCCUCUGCCUUUGGCUGCAACGAUACGCCAGUCGAGAUAUCCCACACCUUUCCCAACCGAUGCAGAACAACAUAGAGACGACAACAAACUGAAACGGUUACUUUUGUUUGUUUUUUGCUUACUAUGUAGGCUAAUAGCUGUGAACUGUCAGUUUUUAAUUGAAAUCAUUUGCAGAUGGAGUAUUUUAAAUAAACACUAAUCAUGUAACA
Messenger RNA from Danio rerio (zebrafish), 1399 nucleotides. RefSeq names its product cyclin Y-like 1 (gene ccnyl1). Gene Ontology annotation, molecular function: protein kinase binding. Gene Ontology annotation, cellular component: plasma membrane. The record is from RefSeq and is marked provisional. Lineage: Eukaryota; Metazoa; Chordata; Actinopteri; Cypriniformes; Danionidae.